GCAACAUUUUGUGAACAGGUGGAUCUGGGGAAGUGCCUCGGACACUCGUUACAUAUCGAAUUUAGAAAUAAAAUGGGAUGAAAUUUUAACCGUAUUAAAAAAAAUCCCAUCGGAAAAUAAAAUCAAAGCAAUCGGCCUACUUAAUUUCAACGAGCGCGAAAUCGAGCAAUGGAAGAAGUUGACUCCCUCAGCCAAUCAUCACUUGGUCCUCCAAAUGGACUACGCCGACAAAAACGUGACAUGGGAGUCCAUAUACCCCGAGUGGAUCGACGAGGAACAAGAGGAGGAAUUACCGAAAUGCCCUUCUCUGCCAGAUGUCGAGUUCCCGAGGAAACGGGUGGAUCUCGUUGCGGUCAAGCUUCCUUGUCGGAACGAAGGGAAUUGGUCGAGGGAUGUGGCUAGGCUACAUUUACAGAUGUCGGCUGCUGGCGUAGCUGCAUCCUUCAAGGGGAAUUAUCCGGUGCAUCUCGUUUUCGUGACGAGGUGCUUUCCUAUACCGAAUCUUUUUACGUGUAAGGAUCUCGUUGCGCGUGAAGGAAAUGUGUGGUUGUAUCGACCGGAUUUGGAUGCGUUGAGGCAAAAGAUUCAAUUGCCGAUUGGAUCUUGUGAGCUUGCACUUCCAUUGGGAUCAUCCAUAGAACGGGACGACAACUCGGGAAAAACGCAACGGGAGGCGUACACAACGAUCCUCCACUCGGCCAACGACUACGUCUGCGGGGCCAUAGCGGCUGCGCAGAGCAUCCGCAUGUCGGGGUCCACACGCGACCUCGUGAUCCUCGUCGAUGAAUCGAUCGGCGACCACCACCGGCGCGGUCUACAAUCCUCCGGAUGGAAAGUGCGCACAAUAAAACGAAUCCGAAACCCGAAAGCCGAAAAGGACGCCUACAACGAGUGGAACUACAGCAAGUUCAGGCUAUGGCAGCUCACCGAUUACGACAAAAUCAUCUUCGUAGACGCCGAUCUACUCAUCCUACGGAACAUCGAUUUCUUAUUCAAAAUGCCCCAAAUUUCCGCCACGGGCAAUAACGGAACCCUAUUCAAUUCCGGCGUAAUGGUGAUCGAGCCGUCGAAUUGUACAUUCAAGCUUUUGAUGGAUCAUGUGGAUGACAUUGAGUCCUAUAAUGGCGGAGAUCAGGGUUAUCUGAAUGAGAUUUUCACGUAUUGGCACCGGAUUCCGAAGCACAUGAAUUUUCUGAAGAAUUUCUGGAUCGGAGACGACGAA
Molecule: messenger RNA, 1222 nt
Organism: Erythranthe guttata (spotted monkey flower)
Lineage: Eukaryota; Viridiplantae; Streptophyta; Magnoliopsida; Lamiales; Phrymaceae
Source: RefSeq, a predicted model, not a curated record